Protopolystoma xenopodis is the source of this 480-nucleotide messenger RNA. NCBI's taxonomy places the organism in Eukaryota, Metazoa, Platyhelminthes, Monogenea, Polystomatidea, Polystomatidae. The record is from the annotation of a GenBank genome assembly.
AUGUGCCCUUUUGCGCUCGUUUCUGGCUUUGAGCUCGAAAGGACUAUUUUUCUCGGACUGUCAAGAGCCACUUUUUUCGAAAGCUUUCGUUCGGAAGUUGGUUCAUUGGCCUGGAUCAGCAUUAAACGCAAACAAGCUCGAGCCCCGUUUCGUGGGCAGCCGACAAUUCACUAUACCUCGGCUGUCGUCCGUUUGCUUGCGUGUCUGAGAUUCCACCUCCAUCCCAGUUCGCCUGACUACAAAAUAAAUCAAGUAUAUGGCGCAGGCAAGCGAUCCAACAGCCAUAAAGCCUGCUCGCCUAUAGCAUAUUGUUGUGACUUCCGUUUUAUGGCAUUUCCCUGUGGCGGGAGAUCGGAAGAGGAGGGCAAGUGUCCUUUCGCCACGGUUGGGGCGCUCGGGUUCGGAGAGGUUCACGGAAUACAAAAAAGCUCGGCCAACUUCACCACGCUUUUGGCCGUGGGUUGGUUAGUUGACAAAUAA